CGUCUCCACCAGACUCACCCAAAUCGAAGCGGGAUUAAAGAGGAUGGAGGAGACGUCAAAAGAAUGAAGAAUAUUCUUUUCACUGCUGAAAGAGCCUAGGAAAUCCCACACAUCUGCAGAGAAUACAUUCGAAAACAUCGUUUUGACAGUGCUGAGGGAACCAUGGGCUGUGUGGGUUCAAAGAAGGACGGUGAAUUUUGCAAAGCUACGUCCAACGAAGAGCAACGCUCUCAGUCAGCCCACUAUGUCAGAGACCCUACCUCAGGAAACAAGGCUGGCAAAACACAGGCCAAUUCUUCCGGAGAGAGUGUAGCCGUGGCUCUCUACGACUAUGAUGCCAUUCAUGAUGGAGACCUCGGCUUUAAGAAGGGGGAUAAGCUGAAGAUCUUAGAAGAAAUGGGAGAGUGGUGGAGGGCUAUGUCUCUGAGUUCAGGGCAGGAAGGUUACAUCCCCAGUAAUUAUGUGGCCAAAGAUACUCUGGAGGUUGAGGAGUGGUUCUUCAAAGGCGUGAGCAGAAAAGAUGCUGAACGGCAGCUGCAGGCCCCAGGGAACAAAGUGGGGUCCUUCAUGAUCAGAGACAGUGAGACCACCAAGGGUAGCUAUUCUCUGUCUGUGAGAGACAACGACAUGCAGUCAGGUGUCACAGUCAAACAUUACAAGAUCCGAACCCUGGACAAUGGAGGCUUUUACAUCUCUCCUCGCAUCACCUUCGUCACUCUGCAGGAGCUGGUCAACCAUUACAAGAAGCAGGGAGACGGUCUCUGCCAAAACCUGACCACCCCCUGUGUGAGUCUUAAGCCUGAAAUGCCAUGGGAAAAAGAUGCCUGGGAAAUUCCUCGAUCAUCUCUUAAACUGGACAAGAAACUUGGAGCCGGCCAGUUUGGGGAAGUCUGGAUGGCAACGUACAAUAAACACACCAAGGUGGCAGUAAAGACUAUGAAACCUGGCAGCAUGUCUGUGGAAGCCUUCAUGGCAGAGGCAAACCUGAUGAAGACGCUGCAGCACGACAAACUGGUCCGACUUCAUGCCGUAGUCACCAAAGAGGAGCCUAUUUAUAUUAUCACAGAGUACAUGGAGAAGGGUAGUUUAUUAGACUUUUUAAAGAGUGAUGAAGGAAACCGCAUUCAACUACCAAAGCUCAUCGACUUCUCUGCCCAGACUGCAGAGGGCAUGGCCUACAUCGAGCAGAGGAACUACAUCCACAGAGACCUUAGAGCAGCCAACAUCCUGGUCAGUAAGGCAUUAGUCUGCAAAAUCGCUGACUUUGGCCUCGCCCGUAUCAUUGAAGACAACGAGUACACAGCCAGAGAAGGAGCCAAAUUCCCUAUUAAAUGGACGGCACCUGAAGCCAUCAACUAUGGCUCUUUUACCAUUAAAUCUGAUGUCUGGUCCUUCGGGGUCCUGCUAACGGAGAUUAUUAGCUAUGGACGUACACCCUACCCAGGGAUGACAAACCCAGAGGUGAUUCGAUUCCUGGAGAAAGGCAGCAGAAUGCAACGCCUGGAGAGCUGGCCCCGUGAACUUUAUGAUAUAAUGAUGCAGUGCUGGAAGAACAAGCCAGAGGAACGUCCUACUUUUGAUUACCUGCAGAGCGUCCUGGGGGAUUUCUACACAGCCACAGAGACACAGUACCAGCAGCAACCUUGAGAAAAGUCUGCGUCCAUAUCUCCAAGAGAAGGAGUCAUCCAGUCAGACAUUUCCUACAUUCUGAACUGUAGCUUAAAUACUUUGUUAGUUUCUCUUUAACUUUCUCAUUCCCAUUUAUAAAACACAGCAACAAUGGACGUGGCAAAAGUUAUUCAGGUCACCUAAAAUUAUGCUCUUGUGUUUUUUUUACAAAUGGCUAAGGUAGAAGCACAACAAACAACACAUUUUCUGGUUGCAGAUGACCUUCCUGGAAUUUACCAAAUUUGGAGAACAAUGAUGAGGGUAAACAAGAAUUUAAAGAGCUAACUAAUUCAAAAUAUCUCAACUUUUUUUUUUGACAUAAGGGGGCUACAUAUGCAGCAGAGAGUCUUGAAACAGCAGGGCUACUCUUGUCCUGGAAUUCCAAUUGAAGCUAUGUAUGUUCAUAAAACAGUUUUCUUUUGUUCACAGAAGAAACCCAUUGCCUCUCCACUGAAAGUCAUGUCUAUUAAAUAGAUUGAAAUUGGCAAAGACACCGCUAGAAGGUGGUUUGAGUUGUGCAAUCUGUCUAGCUUACAUAGAUUUGCAUAGAGUUUACACUGCUGUUUUUUCUUAUGGCAGUGGAGGAAUCACUGGCAUCCCUGUACUUCAGGAAUGACAAAAAGGAGGCUAGCGCACAUACUGUUUAGCUCACUGGCUUUUGGGUUAAAUGUAUAUAUUGUCUCAAUGUGAUGGCAGAGCGUGGACACAAAAUGUAAGCCAAAGGAUAUAGUAUGCCUAAAUGAUUUCUCAUGUGAUAUGAAUUUCAAUAUGUUGUGGUUUCUUACAGCAUUUCUCCUCAAAUGAGUCUUUAGCCAUGGUUGUUUCUAUUCAAGCAUAUUACAUACUUUCUGUGUCCACUUUGUUUCUGAAACAUUAAGUAAUAUGAUAAUAUAUUUGUCUUCAUAUUUUUGAUUGUCUGUUUUAAAAGAAAAUAAUUUAUUUUUGCAAAUUGCACUGCUCCUAACAUCUUGAAAAUACUGCGUAUGUAACCGUUUGACUGCUGUUGGACUACUCUCCUAUAAUCCUUACAAUAUCUACUAGUUUCAUGUAAAUAGAAGAGCUAUCACACAGUCACCGAAUGCUCAAAUGAUAAUCUAGUCAACAACUGAAGAUUAUUAAUAAAAGAUACUCAUAUUUAAUUUUGGAACUUUUUAACAGAUUAAUUUCUUUAUGAUAAAGAAAAUUCUGCUUUUUGUAUUGAAUGCUUAGUUCCAGAAUGCUUUGAAAAAAAAAAACAUUCAAUAAACUAUUCUAAAACAAGAA
Cynoglossus semilaevis (tongue sole) is the source of this 2931-nucleotide messenger RNA. It is a transcript of the gene hck, whose product is annotated as HCK proto-oncogene, Src family tyrosine kinase. The record is from RefSeq and is a predicted model, not a curated record. Gene Ontology annotation, molecular function: protein tyrosine kinase activity; protein binding; ATP binding. The transcript is spliced from 13 exons. Gene Ontology annotation, biological process: protein phosphorylation. NCBI's taxonomy places the organism in Eukaryota, Metazoa, Chordata, Actinopteri, Pleuronectiformes, Cynoglossidae. Bases 163 to 1647 code for a protein of 494 amino acids.